GGAGUGUGGAAAAUAUUAUUAGGGAGAGGGGUAAACAUCUCAUUUGUCAAUAGAAUAUAUAUAGUUAGAUCGAUAGAUAUAUGCUGGAUGCUUUGCCUCUGAGAUUUACAAAUCCAAAUGAUCAACAGUUAUUUUGAUAUCGGAUUGAUAAGCACCCAUGAGGAAUUGGUGCCCGUAACCUUUCACGUUUCCUCAUUUAUGCUUCAGAAUGAUGUGAUCGUGCGAAAUGCGGAGGGCGAACGGUGUACGGAAGUAAAUGCCGGCAAUACCACCGUACUCCCGUUAUGGGCGGCCUACCCACUUCGCCAGGCGGGCUUUAUUUCAGUGCAAAUAGGGAGUAAAUACUCGCUCAGUACUUUUCGCGAGUUCAAAACGGAUCCAUUGGCACCCAACCUGGCGGCGAAGUCGCCGUACUUUUACGAUGCGGGAUUGACGCUUUGCGCGCUGUUGGGGAAUCCGACGACAAAUGGGGGUAUGAGCGCGGAGGGAACCCGUCUCGCCUCGCAGCUCUUUCAACUCUACCGACUUCGCUAUCUCAAAGUCAUCCUCGCCGCCGCCAAAAAGGGAUUUGAUUUGAGUGAUGUGCGGGAUAAGCUGACGGAGAGUGAACGGGUACUUCUCGAUUCCUAUCUUAAAGGCCGUUCAGAUGAGUUGAUGUGGUACUCAAAUGCGAUUUGAGACUCCGCUCCUUUCCUUUUAUAGAGGACACAUCUAAAGCGUAAAUAGUGAAUAGCGUAUUGAUCAUGGGAAAUACGCAAAUACAGGCUUAGUACUGAA
Molecule: messenger RNA, 777 nt
Organism: Phytomonas sp. Hart1
Lineage: Eukaryota; Euglenozoa; Kinetoplastea; Trypanosomatida; Trypanosomatidae
Source: the annotation of a GenBank genome assembly